AUGCCCCCAUCAGACUUUGCGUACGCUAACAUUGACGAAAUUGUCGACAAGCUGACCACAGAUGAGGCUAUUUUACUCACUGGCGGUGUUGGCUCAUGGCACACGUAUGCUGUGCCGCGGCUCGGUAUACCUGCAAUCAAAGUCAGCGACGGCCCUAAUGGCGUCAGAGGGAACCAGUAUUUCAUGGCGACCCCAGCUAAGUGCCUGCCGUCGUCUACGGCGCUUGGCUCGACAUGGGACGUCGAGCUUAUGGAAGAAGUUGGGCUAAAACUUUUGGCUGGCGAAGCAAAACUGAGGGCUGCACCUGUCAUCCUGGCGCCUACAUGUAAUAUUCAGCGUAACCCACUAGGCGGCCGAAGUUUCGAGAGCUUUGGAGAGGACCCAUUUCUGUCCGGGUACAUGUCUGCUGCGUACGUGAAGGGAGUGCAGAAAGGAGGAAUUGGAACUGCAAUCAAGCACUUCGUGUGCAAUGACAAGGAGAAUGACCGCAGAGGCUACGAUGUGCGAGUCAGCGAGCGGGCAUUUAGGGAGAUAUACCUCAUGCCCUUCAUGCUUGCGCAAAAACACGCCAAACCGUGGUCGUUCAUGACUGCUUACAACAGGGUGAACGGGACACACGUAUCGGAAAACAAGUAUAUCCUCCAAGACAUCUUGAGACGAGAGUGGAAGUUUGAUGGGCUCGUCAUGAGUGACUGGUACGGGACAUACAGCAUAGACUUGCCUCUAAACGCAGGGUUAGACCUCGAGAUGCCCGGUGUAAACAAGCUUCGUACUCUCGACUUAGUCAAUCGGGCCAUCGUUGCCAAGAAGACAUCGACAAGAAUCGUGAAGGAUCGUGCGCGAAAAGUUGUCGAGCUAGCGAAGCGAGUAGCACAGGAGGCUCCAGAGAUUCUCGACGGCGACGGAAGAGAGCGAACUGUUGAAAGUGAAGAAGACAAGGCUUUGAUGCGGCACCUCGCCGGGGAGUCUAUUGUAUUGCUCAAGAACGAGGGUAAUAUCCUCCCCUUGCGACCUGAGACGCUUAAGAAGGUCGCAAUUGUCGGUGGAAAUGCUAAGGCCGUAGUCCUAUCGGGUGGUGGCUCUGCCUCACUCAAGCCUUCCUAUUUCACGUCGCCGUACGAUGGCUUGGUCGACGCGCUCGGGCCCGAUAUUGAAGUAACAUACAGUGAAGGCGCUAGUACAUACAUGGUAAUGCCGACACUUGACUUCGAGAUGGUGACAUCUACUGGUGAUCGAGGGUGGAUUGGCUCGUGGUAUUCUCAUGAAAGCGACGACAGCAUGAAACCCCUGUCUAUGCCUAUUCAAACGGGAGUUAUCGACGAAACCCGGGUUUUCAUCAGCACUUACAUGCCCGAAGGUAUUACGAAACGAUGGACACUCAAACUCGAGGGUCAGCUAAGACCAAGGCCUUAUGACUGCGCCUUCGAGUUUGGCUUGACAGUGGCAGGCAGGGCAAAACUCUUCGUUGAUGGUAAUCUGGUCAUCGACAAUUGGACGCGUCAACGUCGCUCUCUGAGUUUCUUCAGCAGCGGAUCGAUGGAAGAGCGCGGUGAAAUCCAUAUCAAGGCCAACACGAGCCCGAACAUUUUCGUCGAGUUCUGCAAUGUGCGUGGCCCUGCUGAGGGUGAUGAGGUCGAAGCAGUAUUAUACAGCAAUCCUGGAGUUCAAUUAGGUGGAGCGGAGGUCCUUGAUCCGGAUAUCAAAAUGGCCGACGCUGUAAGACUCGCAAAAGAGGCCGAUGUAGUGGUAGCUGUCGUGGGUCUCAAUGGGGAUUGGGAGACAGAAGCAUAUGAUCGCACUACUUUGGCCUUACCUGGCAGGACAGAUGAACUGGUUUCAAAGUUAGCAGCUGCGAAUUCAAAGACUAUUGUAGUCACAGAAGCGGGCUCUGCCAUUGCGAUGCCCUGGGCAGAUUCGGUGACAGCAAUUGUGCACGCGUGGUAUUUGGGCAACGCUACUGGUACAGCGAUUGCAGACGUUUUACUGGGCAAGAAAACCCCAUCAGGGAAGCUAUCUAUGACAUUUCCUGCACGUCUUGAGGAUGUCCCAAGUCAUGGCCAUUUUAACUCGGACAAUGGCAGUGUUCAUUAUGGGGAAGAUCUGUAUGUUGGAUAUAAGCACUACCACCACCGCGAUAUUGCACCUCGAUUUGCAUUCGGCUAUGGGCUAUCCUACACUCAAUUCACUUACUCUGAUCUCCGCCUAUCCUCUCCUGUGAUGUCUAACUCUGAGUUCUCUCUCACUGUGAGCGUUAUCGUCAGCAAUGUCGGGAAGGUCUCUGGAUCCGAAGUUGUCCAACUCUAUGUUGUCAUGCCUUUAACCUCUGCACUCACGCAUCCACCGCUGCUGCUACGUGCUUUCAGCAAAGCGAAGGACUUAGACCCAAUGGAAAGCCGCAAGAUUGAGUUCUCCUUGGACAAAUAUGCCGUAUCUUACUGGGAGGAGCGCUUCUCUGCGUGGGUUGUCGAGCCAGGAACUUACGGUGUUAGAAUUGGCCCAAGCAGCAUGGACCUGCCACUGCUCGGAGAAUUCACUCUGAGGAGUGGUUUUGAGUGGAAUGGACUUUGA
Coniophora puteana RWD-64-598 SS2 is the source of this 2568-nucleotide messenger RNA. RefSeq names its product glycoside hydrolase family 3 protein. Lineage: Eukaryota; Fungi; Basidiomycota; Agaricomycetes; Boletales; Coniophoraceae. Gene Ontology annotation, molecular function: beta-glucosidase activity. Gene Ontology annotation, biological process: glucan catabolic process. The record is from RefSeq and is a predicted model, not a curated record. The transcript is spliced from 15 exons. The coding region runs from base 1 to 2568 and encodes 855 amino acids.